Molecule: messenger RNA, 12364 nt
Organism: Xyrichtys novacula (pearly razorfish)
Lineage: Eukaryota; Metazoa; Chordata; Actinopteri; Labriformes; Labridae
Source: the annotation of a GenBank genome assembly
GAGUAUUCAGAUGUCAUUGUCCAUCCCUGAAUGCAAACGUGAUGCUCCAAAAACGCGGAAGCGGAUCAAGUCUGAUAGGUUCACACACAGACAUCAUCUCUGACCGAGCCGUGAGUGAGUGCAGCUGAGAGCUGAGUGAUGUUUGUUGGGGAGGAGGGGGAGCAGCAGCAGCAGCAGGAGCAGACUAGUCCGAAACAGAAGUGACCGCUAGCUUCAUGUCGACGAUACACACACAGUACUGAAGUAGCGGGAAGAAGGAAAAAGGUAGAGACGGACGGACGGGGGGGAGAAAGGGGGACUGGCUGGAAGGGAUAGUGGACUAUUUUUCCCCCCGUGAAGCAGCAAAUCUUUUAGGUUAUUUCGAUUGGGGUUGAAGUCACCUGUCUUGAGGAGCUUGAGGAUAUCAGCUGUAGGAAGGUUAGCUUGUAGCCACCGCCAUCUCUUCCUUUGAGUCGGAGCCAUGGGGAACGCUGCCACGGCCAAGAAGGGCAACGAGCUAGAGAGCGGUAAGUUUGUCCGCUUUAUCUAUGUUUUAUUUAGGCUUUUACACUUAAAAACAUCUUAAAAGUGGAUAUCUUAGUUUGUUACAACAGUUACCCAAACUGGCAGCUGACUGUAAAAUAGGGGAGGGCCGUUUCCGUCCGUCAUCUGUACAGUUAUCUCUCUAACGCUGGAAAAUAUCCCUCAAGUCAACAAAUAUGUCCAUACUCUGGAUUGUUUUUGCUCUUUUUGCAAGAAAAUUCAUCUAUAUGUUUAGUUUCGUUAGCAAGUAGCAAGGAGAAACCACGGAUGUUGGGGUUUUCUUUGCUGCAAGAAGGCGGAGGAGGGGAGAGGUGCCUGUGUUGACAGCCUAUUAAAGUUAUCACACAGCAAACCUAAUCGAUGGAUUCACAAUAUUGACGGUGUGUAGCCCGCUAAAACAGUGUUUACACGCCAGCUGGAGCACAAGUGGGAUCAAGCUUUCUGACCACUUAGUUAGCAUGCUAACUUUAGCAUUGAGGAGGGGGAUUAGCCCUCUGAAGGCCCCUGUCAUUUCAGUGCCUUUUGAUUGUGCUAGCUGUUCAGGCCUGCACAGAGUUUGUUAGCCAUGGCGUUUUGAGCCUUAGAUAAUGGCUCUCAAACCUCAGGCUAGCAUCACCUCAUAAUCCCCCCCAUGUACUGUCAUCCUUAAAUUAGCUGAAUAACAAUAAGGAUGUCUUCUUACUGCGUGUUUAGCUGCAGCUUCACACAGCUUUACAUGUAAACUUUCUUCUGCAGAUGUUAAAAAUGCAGCAUUCACCACAGAAACCCCUGUGUUAUUGUUAUAAAUAGCCAGUAAAUUUCACUAGCAGGCUCUGUGGGACUGUUUCUCCCCCAGGCUUCUCUCUUCACUGCCAUGUUUUAUUCCUGGUUGCAUAAACAAAGCUUUCCCUCUGUACUGCAACUGUGACCAAAUAUGGUGAAGAAAUGACAAAUGCCUGCUUUCCAUUCAUAAAACUGGAACACUACUACUGCCUUUCCUGCAUCUGCGCACUCAUAUACACACACACACAAUCGCAUAAACACACUGGAUUGUGCGCCUUUGGCUAUAUUAAAAGCCUUGCAGUGGUAGAGGUCCAUCCAGGCUCGCUUCUCACACUCAGCAUGUCAUUGACUGGAGCAGCUUGUCAUCAGACCUUCGUCAGAGGAUAAGGGGUAUUACAAGCUUUGAAAGGUUUGACGUAACUAGGACUAGGCCAGUGUUACUUUGCACUCAUAUGCUUUGAUGUGCUCAGCUUGUCAUCAUUGAGCAUCCCACAUAAAUGUUUGUCCUGGAUGUAAACACUGACGGUGCAAAAGUAUUUUCAGCAGGAUCAGAUUCAGCUAAAUUUAGCCACUCAAUAUUUGAACAAUUUCUUAACUAAUAAAUAAACUUUUGUACGUUCAAAGACCAAUCCAUGUUCAGUUACCCAGUCACCCAAUUUGUUUAAAGUACCGCCCCUUAAUGAUGCAGCAGUUACGUUCCUCUUGGAUUUAUAGGCUCAUUGAGACAGACCAGGCGCACAGUGAGCGGUGCCAACCAGACACACUCAGGUGGACAGGGAUGAUCAGAUCAGUCGAUGCGAUACUGGCAAGCAUUUCUUUUGAGUGUUACUAUGAUCCCUAGAUCCUGCACCUUGGCAAACUCUUAAACCUGUUUAAGCUGACACCGUGCCCUGAGCUGCAGAUCUGUCUGGACUGCAACCGCUCCGGCCACAUGACCUGGUUACCUACAGUCCUGUAUAUACACCAGCCUACCUGUGUUUACUGUAUAUAGCUGGCUUUAGCUGGAACAGUUGGAAGAGCAUGAGCACAGUCACGCCUUCCAGGGAGAUUAAACAGCCACCACCAUGACAUCUGAUUUCUUUCCUCGCACUCAUGUAUUGUGUUUCUCACUACUAAGAAAAACUUCAAGCUAAAUUUAAAGAAACUUGGUGAGAGGAUGUAGCAUAAGCUCAUGAAAAUCCCAUUAAAGAUUGACCUGGAUUUGACCCACUAACUAUAAAUAAUAUUGACUUAAUUGUGACACAGACGUCAAAAAACAGACUGCGUCAGUACUACAAGACAUUCAUUUCUUCUUUGUAAACCGGUAUGUUAUCGUAGAGUAAGCAGUUUAUAUUUGUAAUCAUGUUGAUCAUAAUGAACCGGUUCUGUUUUUUGUUAUAAAUGUAUAUUAUGUUUUUUUAAAUAAUGCUAUAAUGAAUUUAUAGCUCAUAUCAUGCCACUUUGAAGUACACAAUUACAUAUUUAUAAUUCAGGGGAUUUUUACACCUGCUGUUGCACAUUUGCCUUUCAUAAAUGACUCCACUUAUAGCAAGUCUGACUUAGAGUUUUCUUCCUGUGACUCACUGACGAUGUUUUGUUUUAAGAAUCUGCCUUAAAAACACCCUUUUUAUAUUUUCUUGAUUUUCAGGGUCUUAUUGUUUCAUACUAAAGGUCCUUUCACACUGAGAGCGUUUUUUUUGUACCAUUAUUUCGGACGUCAAUUUUUUUCUGAACUCGUAUCCUGUCAAUAUAAGCAUUCACAUCAGCAAAGUUUUCUUGACCUGUGAUAUUGCGGCAUUUAUUUUUUCAGAUCAUGGUCAUUUUUCUAAAGUUUCACAUACUGUGUGUCCACUUCUGACCAAUCAGAUUUCGUGUUGUUUUGACGUUUGAUUCACUGGUAUAUCCAACAUGGCCGACCAGCUAAUUGUUUACGUGUCAGAGAACAGAGUGCUUUUUGAUAAAAAACACAAACAUUACAAAGAGAACAACCUGAAAAACAACUUGUGGAGAGGCAUAGCGUCGGAUCUCUCAUAUGACGAUAGUUUCUGUGCUUUAACAGUUUGCUAAACAUCUUUGUUUUAACUUUCAUCUGUGCUAACAUAAGCCAACGUUCGUUACCAUAGUUUCAUGUGCUUAUCUUAUCGCCUCUGAUUGGCUAUAAGUGAGCAUGUGAUGACGUUUCCAGCUUUUCUAGCCAAUCAGAGGCGGAGGAGGCGGGACCCCCUGGAAAGUCGCAAAAUCGCAUUGGGCUUGAUGAGUAUAGUCAGGUGCAUCAAAAUUUGCCUUCGGAAUUUUGCCUUCUAUAUUGCGUCGGCUGCAGUGUGUAUGGACCUUUAAGCUACCAUGUUUAGUAAUGGUAAUUAAUCGCUUAGGAAGGGGUCAGACAAUAAAUCAGCAAUUACCAACGAUUGAUAAAUUGCUUAUGUUCUGUGUCAAGCAAAACUGCUCAACUUUUUGUCCCUGGUCAGGUGGACAGGAUCUUUAAGGGCUUAUCAAAACGUUUCUGAUGCAGUUAAAUCAAUAGAAGACAAGCCUACCUUUGUAUCAGUAACCCUAAAGUAGUGUAAGAAAAGAAGCAGUCAGAAAACCGUCACUGAAGUCUUCGACUGUGCAGUAUACAGCAGGUUUUGAAAGUUUCCUUCUCUAGUACUCGACCUAAUCUUAUCUACUUGACCUCGUAUGCACUACUGAAUUUCUGCUCCAUGGCAUUUUGGUUCACCUGCUCUCCGAAUACCAUCGUCGACACUCUGUCUCAGUUUAAAUUCCUCAAGUGAAUGUCAGCUCUGUUUUCAUUCCUGUGGCUCUUUUUUAUUCACUACAUAAAUUUUCCAUGUUUGUUAAUGUGUUACACUUGUUGCUGUGUACAUGAACUCUUUAUUUCUCUCUGUCUUCUCUUCUGUAUCAUCCCAUCCAUGUGGGUGAUUGUUCCUGCAAAACCUUGGUGAUCAAUAGAGACUUUUGGUAUGCUUAUUCCUCCAAAAGAUGACCAGAAUGGCAGAGCAGCAUUGGUCUCAAUGUGACAACUUUUUCUAGAUGUGCUUGCUUUGAUUGUGUGCUUUGAUAAUAAAUCCGUGUUUUUGUUAUCCACAUUCUCUCAAUCUGGAUUUCUCAUACAUUGGUUUGUCUUUGCUUACCAUUUUUACGCUGUGUUUAAUAGCCUUUCCCCAAACUGUGUUCAGUGAUGCUCAAGAUGCUCAGCGAAACUUGCCCUGUGAUUCUAAAUUUUGUGUUUCCUUUCUUCAUUUUCAAUAAGGCUACUAAAUAACAGAAGCAUAUAUACUGAGUGUCUUUGCAUGCAUCACUACAGUAGUUUGCCUGUCUUGGAUGUUGUCGUCCUGUGUUUGCUUUGUCUACUCUCUUAGUAGAAUGAAGUAUGUGAUACUUUUAGUCUCCCGUUUUUAUUUUAUUUCCAGAUGAGAGUUGACUUUUCCCCUGUUUCUGCUCCAUUGACUGAGAUUUUUAAUUUGUACGUCCCUCCUGUCUUCCCUUCCUCCUCUAGUACUAAUGCAUUUGGUCUUUUUGGCAGUUUUUUCUAAAACCCCAAAGUGUUUUUUAAUACUAAUUAUUAGGUUUCCACCAUCAGAUGAGCUGCACACUAACUGCCUUUCUCUUUGCUCCUCUAGUGAAAGAGUUUCUAGCCAAAGCCAAAGAAGAUUUCCUACGGAAGUGGGAAUGCCCACCACAGGUAAGAACAAUGCAGGGCUUGACACUAACUUUUCUUUACAGGAAGUGCAUGUGAGUUAAAAAAGUAAGGCGCACACGAAGAACUUUAGGGGCACAAUGAAAAUUGAUCAGAUAAUAGAUGUCUUAUUGGUCGACAUUGUACUGUUAUUUGAAAUCAAUCUUAGGUCUUUUGGUCACAUGACAUGGAAGCUAUUGAAGAAAAUGUUCAAACUUUGCCUUUAAAUUUAACACAAACAUUUUUAAAGGAGAAAUAAGGGAAGUAAAGAGGUGUGUCUUAUCAUCCGACCUUAGUACUAUUAUUUGAAAUCAAUUUUAGGUCACAUGACAUGGAAGCUAUUGAAGGAAAACUGCUUUUUUUUUUUUUUUGAGAACAUCAACAGGUAAUUUAUUGAUGGUCCCUUAUUCAACACCCGACGUUGACAGCGAGGGUGCCAAGUAGAUUUAAUCGUGCUGUUGUUGUUAUUUUUGGUUAUAGAGAGUGAAAAGACACUGGUAGAUCCGCAGUGAAUGUCCGUCGGAUAUCCAACCUAAAACUAACUUCACCACGGUAUUUACAUUAAAAAAUAUUUGUUGCCUCGGCUGAUUUUUUUGCCCCUAAACACAUUCUAAAAUUCGCACUCAUCUAUUUUUAGUCGCAAAUGGGAGUGAAACGGUCUCACUGUCAAGCCCUACAAUGAAAUGCAGAGUUUGGCCGAUACAGGCUUUUUUUUUAUGCGCAUGUGCCCCUAAAUACUUUUUACAAUUAGCGCACAUCUAUUUUUGGUCGCAACUGUGAGUGAAACAGUCACACUGUCGAGCCCUGCAAUGAAAUGUAGAGUUUGGCCAAUAUGGGCUUUUUUGAAACCCAUUACAUAUUUACGUUACAGCAGCUGAUGAAGUGAACACUUACCUGGACUCUAGGCUAUUAUUUGUGCCAUGCCACUCACUGCUCUACUAAGAUGUUCUGAUAAAUUUGCUGCAGACGGUACUGAAAGUAUUGCAAAAUAAACAAACAGUCUCAACAGGUUAAACAAGAUGGUGACACGAUUUCCAAACCACUGAAUGCAAAGUUUUUUAUACAGAAAUCUGACCUGUAUCAGUAUGUUAGUUCUUACCCUAACAUGUUAUUUUCACAGAGCACAACGUGCCUAGAUGACUUUGAGAGAUUAAAGACCCUGGGGACGGGCUCAUUUGGCAGAGUAAUGCUGGUCAAACACAAAGGAACAGAGCAAUACUUUGCCAUGAAAAUACUGGACAAACAGAAGGUCAGUGGAAGCACUUAACACAAUCACUCUCUAAUCUUCCUCUAAAAACGAAAAACCAGACUUGUCCUCGUUGCUUGACAUCAUUGCAUGAGGACACGAGUCAACCGAAAGCUUCCUCUCAGUGCUCACUAUCUCUGUCGAUCUCUCGGUUGGAUUUCUCUCACAUGGUCAUCUUAUCUCCUUUUUUUCUCUGCCAGGUUGUGAAACUCAAGCAAAUAGAACACACAUUAAACGAGAAGAGGAUAUUACAGGCUGUGAGCUUCCCCUUUCUCGUCAGGCUUGAGUAUGCCUUUAAGGUAAAGUGCUUCGAAGAAAAGUAGCACUGAAGUGAUUUCAUGUGUUGUGGUAAACAGCGUCAUAAUACUGUAUUAUUACUUUUUCUAGGACAACUCCAAUUUGUACAUGGUGAUGGAGUACGUUCCUGGAGGAGAGAUGUUCUCACACCUAAGAAGAAUCGGACGGUUCAGGUGAGCGCUUUACUGCACCUGUCAUGAUCUCUGCACACAUAAAUAUAAUUGAUUAGGUUUGAGAUAGUGUUGGAGUCGUUUUAUGAACGUGUGAACAAACUUUUACGAUCCUCCCCCUGCAGUGAACCACAUGCACGGUUUUACGCCGCCCAAAUAGUGCUGACGUUUGAGUACCUCCAUUCGCUAGAUCUCAUAUACAGAGAUCUGAAACCUGAGAACCUUCUCAUCGACCACCACGGCUACAUUCAGGUGAGCUGGAACACAAGGUAGUUUUUACUCACAAGUGCUUCUCUGUCUAUAUCACUCUGUUCAUGGUGUGUGUCUGUUCCUGAUGCCUUAGGUGACAGACUUUGGAUUUGCAAAGCGAGUAAAAGGCAGGACCUGGACGUUGUGCGGGACACCAGAGUACUUGGCGCCAGAAAUAAUUCUCAGCAAAGUAUGGAGUUAAUUUUUUGGAGUUUACAAGAAUCCAAUCUUGGUUAUUUUUUGUUUCAGAGCAUGGCUUGUUUAAAAGACGUCUGUGUCAUAACUCCACUCUUAGGUUUGGUUCAGUCUUAUAAAUAGUUUUUGAUGGCCACAUUUGUCUUGAAUCUUUCCAGGGUUAUAACAAAGCUGUGGACUGGUGGGCCCUUGGAGUCCUCAUCUAUGAAAUGGCAGCUGGUUACCCUCCAUUCUUCGCAGAUCAGCCCAUACAGAUCUAUGAGAAGAUUGUAUCCGGGAAGGUAAGCAGGUGUUUGUAUAAAUCAGUUUUUUUUUAAGUUAAAUGUAAAAGAAAAACUCCUAAACCGUGUCUUUCCCUCUCCUCAGGUACGGUUCCCCUCCCACUUCAGCUCCGACCUGAAGGACCUGCUAAGAAACCUCCUGCAGGUGGAUCUGACAAAACGCUAUGGCAACCUGAAGAAUGGAGUCAACGACAUCAAGGGCCACAAAUGGUUCGCCACGACAGACUGGAUCGCAAUCUACGAGCGAAAGGCAAGACAGCACACAGUUUAUGUAGUGACACCGAACACGUCUACCCCUACGAAAACAAGAUAAUUAGAUAUUGAUUUGCUGAGAUUGAUUUUUUUUUUUCCUUUUUUUUUAAGCUGUAAAAAUCCCAACUCUGAUGCUCCAACACUUUUAUUCUUUGCUCAUUUCUGUCUGAAAUUUUUUGCAAUGACCCUUUACUGUUCCAGCUGUAUUAUUCUGUGUGGUUUCAUGACCUGCAGCUGCUGCUAUGAGGUUUAUUUUUUCUCUCUCUCUCUCUAUGAAACUGCCCAGCUGCCAGCCGUGCCACAUGCCACUUUGCAGGGUCACAUUGAUAAUGAAGCUCUUCGAUUACUCAAAGUAGAUAUUUAACUGAAGCUUGAAUGACAUUGAUCUGCUGAUUCUGUUUAACCUCAUUAUUACUCAUUCACACUGUUGUUUUAAGAGGUUUAGACGCUCUCUUUUCUCUCUAAAUGCAUCUGCUAACUUGACCUCUUUUUAAGAGUCAUAAUUCAGUUUACUUGAGCGCCAUUUCUACGUCUGUUUUGUACAACCACUAAGAGGUUGAAAAAAGUGACUGCCUCCAUAAAACAGAGAGUAACUUGAUUCUGUGAAGACGACAGAGUGACACAGUCAUAAAACUUUAUUUCACAUCCACUGCACUUUAAUUUCCUGCUGCCUCUAUUAUUUAUUUUUAUUAACUAUGCCUACAGGAUUUACUCACACGUACAUGCACACUCCUGUGCUCUAUCGUCACCUAGCUAGCCACAUGGUCCCCAUGAUGCAUUUCCACCAAAUGGUCUGGUUUGCUUCAGCACAGUUUUCCGAUGAAUCCUGAUCUGGCUUGCAUUUCCACAGACAAAAGCACCCUGGCGCUUCAUGUAGGAAGCCUGUAGGCAGCAAAGCGACCCCUGAAUGGCUGGAUUUUUUCAUUUUGGCGUUCAUGUCAACAGAUUAGAUCAUUCAGACUGGUGUUAGCAGGUUGUCUCAUGAUUUUUUUUGCAGAUCACAGCCAAAAUUCACCAGAGGGUUGAGGAUUGCUGAAUUUGCUCUGUAUCAGCUAUGUUUAUUGAUAUUUAAAACAUUUAAAAUAUGCUGAGUAGCAUUUCUAGAAAGCUUGAAUCAGAUCACAAUAGUUUUAUUCUGAAGUUACGCCAGACCAGUCGUUUGAUAGAGAUGUUAAGGUAUCGUCCGUAUCAUGGUAUCCUGAUACCAGAAAUGUCUAGAUUAGUGACACCAACCUGUGGUGAUAUGAAACGAGAAAUCUUGCAGGCAAAAAGUGUGGUUUUGUUGUGGAUUAGAGCUGCCUCAGAUGUGCAUGAGUGCAACAAAAAUAGCAGACACUGGCAUUAAUAAUGAGGGACUGAGAGAUGAUACAGGAACAGCGGUGGUCCAGUGGAGGCGUUGUGGUUUCACUGUGUCAAGAACUGAAAAAUGAUCAACUGUGACAACAAUAUCCAACUAGGGAUGAAAACCAAAACAGUUCUGCAGUUUAAAAACCCCAAUAAAUCAAUAACUGGUGAGCUCAUCAGUACUUAGAUCAAGUCUCAUGAAUCCCUGAUAUCAUCCCUCACAUCAAGCCUCAUUAAACUACAUCACUGCUGCACAAACACACAUCCAUUAUUCUGCAGAGCUCCUGAAGAACAAUGAAUGCUCUGCUAAGAUGAAGAAAAAUAUUGGUGAUCAGUUUCUUGCGAGGAUGUCUGAAGUCUGACUAAAUACCUUUGAAUGUCUUCAGCUUGAGAACUCAGUAUUCAUGAGUUUUCCUCUUACACUCAGGGCAGCUUUAGAAGUCGAACCUUAACUUUUUAGCAAGCCCUAAAAACUAAAAUGAGUAAUUUACCCUUGUUUAUAAAGUUAGGCCUCAGACAGUGUGGAAAUGGUGAUAAGAAUUUGAACAAUUUUGCUUAAAGUACUGUAAAUUUGCUGAGUUAGACACACUUUAAACACAGAUUUCCAUCUUAAAAGUGCACUGUAUCCUACACACUGGUGCUGCCAGCGUAGCAGUAUGAAAAGCAGAAAGGUGUUUUGUUGUGUAAGCGUAUUUUUUCCUGGAAGGCGGCACAAUAACCUCGCUGUUGUAGAAGACUACAGCAGUGUUCAGUUGGCUCUGCCUGCACACAAACACAUCCCUGCGUGUUUUUUUUUCAUCCCAGCUCAAGCUCCGUCUCUUGGUAUCUCUUCACCUCCGCCACCUUUUCCCUGACAGCUAAAAACACGGCAUGUUUUGUAAACAAAGAGUGGUGGGAGGUGAACUGCCAACUUUAAAGAAGUAGGCCAGAGGCUGCAGGCUUGUGUUUGUGCUGCGUUGAAGUUUCUUGUGUUUCCACUGAAGCAUGUAUUGUAGACCGUGCACCGCAUCAGCCGUGACAUUUCCUGACGAUUGACUGAACGAUUCUUGAAACCUUAAAAAGGCAUGAGAACUGGAUUACAUGGUAAACUGUGUGUUGUAGCCCGUCAGCGUCAGGAGAAUCACUGCAGGGGGGCUUGUUUUCAAACCGCUCGAUAGAUGUUAAUGGGUCAAACACUCAGCAGUUGCAACAACUAAACAAGGGUUGGGUUUAGAUGAAGGUAGCAUUGAUCAGAAACUUUAAAUCAUAUAACCUAUCCAGAAAUAACUCGUCAUUAGGUACUUUUCAAAGCUGAGAUGAUACGUUUUUACAAAGUGGCACCCAACCUCGUCGUAAUGUAUUAAUUAUUUGAAGCUGUUCUGAGUGGUAACACUUUAUAGUGGGAUUAAAAGCCUGCUGUCACCAUGAGGAAGAGACCUUGAUAAUUGUUUAAUGAGGAUUAACACUCACACUGACAUGUCGUCUCUGCUCAAAGUUUAAUUGAUGGUGGUGUGCCUACUUGUACGCAUGGAUACUGAUGAUUCUAAUUAUGUCAAAGCUAAAGGCUCUGCUUUCUGUGCGGCUGCUGAAGUCUGCUUGACGGUCAGUUUGGGAAAGUUUCACAAAACUGUUGGACCUGCUGCUUUUCUCGGUCUCUAAAUCAGAAAGGUGAAGGGAAAGGCUUCACCGACUGACAUCUGACAUGCAUUACUUUAAGGCAUCCCGGUCUUCUUAAGCUGUCAGAAUUCAGUGUGUUUUAGCAACGUUCAUAACUCUUCUUCUUUUCCAGGCUUCGUUUGGCAGUGUCGGGUAUUUUGCCGAUCUUCCUUCAGAAAAAUAAUUGUCUGUCAUUGGUGUUCCUGCGAUUGGCAGACUGGACAUAAAUGAAAUCCUGCCCACUGAAACAUGUAUCCCUGUUUUACUUGCAGGUUGAAGCUCCAUUCAUACCAAAGUGCAGAGGUCCAGGGGACACCAGCAAUUUCGACGACUACGAAGAAGAAGAAAUCCGCGUUUCCGUAACGGAAAAAUGCGCAAAGGAGUUUGCAGAGUUUUAGGAUUCCAGGACAUGGAUUUAUCAGGGAAAUAAGGGGAUCUUUGCACUCUUCUAAAGACUUGGGAUGGAGCAGAGACCAUAAUUUUUCAGAUCUACUUCAUAGUCCCUUCAUUCCACCAGGCGAAAAGAGGUCACCGUGAUCCUUGGGUGCCGAUAACCUCUCACUGUCACAUACACUUGCGUAUUAAAGCAGACACAUCACUUUUGUUCUUUCUUUUUUUUUGUACCUACCCACAGUUUUCUUUUUUUUACUUCGAAGCAGUUAGUCUUGGAUGUUGUUACUCCUUUUUGAAAUGUGACCUUUUUUUCAGUUUAUAAGGGAAAACUGAGACAAUGGCCAAUAAUAAUCCACAUGUUGUAACUGACAUUUCUCUGGCAGUUUCACACACACACAAAAGAACUUGUGUGAUUUGUACAAUGUUUCCUCCAGUUGUCAGCGCUGUAUAUUCAACUGUCUGUUACAGAACUAUGCUACGUUGGCUAUUGUUAAAUUCUGGCCGGCUUUCAGAGGUAGCAUUUGUCUCAUGUGCAUAUCUAUCUGUUUUCAACAUUGAAAGAAUGACCAAAUAGGAAGACACAAGAAGGGAGUUUUUCCUUUUUAUUUGCUUUUUGCCCUGAAAUUGGAGUGGUCAGGCCCCCACAGAAUCACCCAUUUCACUCUCUUCUUAGUAUUCUGACCCAGGCACAGUAAGCAGAAAAUGACAUACCUUGUUACAUUGGUAAAAAGCAAAUCAUGUUUGUUUGUUUGAUCCUUUUUGGGUCUGUUAGUUACAUGUAAACUUUGUCAUUUUUACUUUUUUUGUUGCGGUGUCUAACAUUAUAAUCAUGUUGUCCCUAGAUUUUGGGUCUUUUUAUGAAGACUCUUUCCAUAAGUCUGUGGAACAAUGUGACUUUUGUAAAUGAUGAAAAGAUUGAAAUAAAACCCUUUUUAGGGUUUUUAUUGAGUGUAAUGUAAAGUCAAGAUGGUCCUCCUGGAUACUGUUGUGGCUUGUGCCUCAACAUUGUUAGUGCAAAUUUGAAAAAGUAAUGUAUCAAAUCAAAUCAAGGCAGUUUUAAAACAGGAAUUCAAUAAUCUGAUUUACCAUACAGUUCUUGUUAUCAUCCCUCAAACAGAUUUUUGUUUCAUUCUUGUCAAAGAAUGUAGAUUUGCGACAUAAAGGUAUGCAUAUUUUAAAGCUCGAGUUCAAGGUACAGUUUUUCUCACAAAACACUGGCUAAAAUAAAGACUGCUCCUUUGUAUCACAUGUAACCCUAUUAUUGUUAAACUCAUUACAUCAUACGUAUAUACAUUGUUUCAUAUAUGUUUUUAUUUAUACACAUUAGAGAUGCUAAUAAAUUUUAUUUUUAAAAGUGUAU